Molecule: messenger RNA, 490 nt
Organism: Sinocyclocheilus grahami
Lineage: Eukaryota; Metazoa; Chordata; Actinopteri; Cypriniformes; Cyprinidae
Product: E3 ubiquitin-protein ligase TRIP12-like
Exons: 4
Coding region: 74-490 (138 amino acids)
Biological process (GO): protein polyubiquitination; DNA damage response; proteasome-mediated ubiquitin-dependent protein catabolic process
Cellular component (GO): nuclear speck
Molecular function (GO): ubiquitin protein ligase activity
Source: RefSeq, a predicted model, not a curated record
CAUCUUGUUAAUUGAGGUGUGUUUUUUUUGUCUCUAGUUGGACUUGCCUCUAGGUUUUCCAUUCUAUAAGUGGAUGCUGAGGCACGAGUCCUCCGUCAGCUCUCAUGACCUGGUCAACAUUGAUCCUGGUGUCGCCAAAUCCAUCCAGCACCUGGAGGACAUCAUCCGCCAGAAGAAGAGAAUAGAGCAGGACCGAUCACACACACGGGAGACCCUACAGCAGGCCUUGGAGAGUCUCAACAUGAACGGCUGCUCGGUGGAAGAUCUGGGCCUGGACUUCACUCUGCCUGGAUUCCCAAACAUCGAGUUGAAGAAAGGGGGCAAAGACGUGCCAGUCACCAUUCACAACCUGGAGGAAUACCUCAGAUUGGUGGUCUACUGGACACUCAAUGAGGGCGUCUCUCGGCAGUUUGAGUCGUUUAGGGAAGGAUUUGAGUCUGUCUUCCCUCUGCAUCACCUGCAGUACUUCUAUCCUGAAGAGGUUGUGUAG